GCUAAUGGGCUCUCUUUGCUUUGUUUUAGCUCUCCGCAUUAGAGAGGCAGAUCUUUGAUUUCCUUGGCUUCCAGUGGGCACCUAUUCUUGGAAAUUUUCUACAUAUAAUAGUUGUCAUAUUGGGUUUGUUUGGAACCAUUCAGUACAGACCUCGAUAUAUCGUGGUGUAUACAGUAUGGACUGCCCUCUGGGUCACGUGGAAUGUGUUCAUUAUCUGCUUUUAUUUGGAAGUAGGUGGGCUCUCUAAGGAUACAGACCUAAUGACAUUCAACAUUUCUGUACAUCGGUCAUGGUGGCGGGAACAUGGGCCUGGUUGUGUCCGAAGAGUGCUGCCUCCAUCAGCCCACGGCAUGAUGGAUGAUUACACGUACGUCUCUGUCACAGGCUGCAUCGUCGACUUCCAGUACCUGGAGGUCAUCCACAGUGCCAUCCAAAUCCUACUUUCUUUGGUUGGUUUUGUGUAUGCCUGUUAUGUGAUCAGUAUUUUCAUGGAAGAAGAGGAUACCUUUGAUUUCAUAGGUGGACUUGAUGCACACUCCUACUACCAGGAUCAUGUUCAGUUAAAGCCUGUUAACCUGUCGAAAUAAGUAAUGGCAUCAACCCUGAAAUGCAAGUGCUGAACUUGACUUAGGAAGCUAAGCGUCACUGACAGCUCCUCUCUGCAUCAACAUGUCUCACUUUCUCCCAGAGGACGGACUGCGCCUCCCUGCUUUCCCACAGAUCACGGAGUUCUUCGGUCACAGCCUGUGUGUUAUUAGCAUUGUGCGCUAGAUGAGUUGUAGGUGCUCGGGUGGGUAUUUUUUAGUCAUUUUCUUCUUAUAUGAAUACUUGUAAGUUGUAAAAAAAAAUUGGUUUUAAAUUUUUUAACAGAAUUUAACAUGAGGCAUGCAGAAUGGGGGAAAAAAAAGCUGUGAAAACCUACAGACAAUUCCAUGAGAAACAUUGGUUUGUAUUAGUGAGGUGGUACGUCAGGACUGCUGAUGGCUGCACUUAUCCUAGACCUGAUGGAGUUUACACUAGCAAACAUUACUUGGAGUUACUAGACAGGAAGUUAGAUGCUGUGAUAAAUGGGUGCAAAUAGUGGGCCUGGCUUUCACACUGAGUAUGGAUCAUUUUUUUCAACACCACAAGUCAAAACAUGGAGCUCUCCUUUGUUUUCGACUUCCCAAAGCCCAGAAUAAUAUUAUGGCAAUCUAAAUUUUCAGAUUCUGGCGCGAUAUCUUGCUCUUCCUGUGUUCUGAAAAAAAUAUGUGUCGGGGGGUAUGAAAAAGUGAAAUUAAAGCAAAACACCUCUCCCCUUUGGAGGGAAUGUGAGUAUCUAUGAGGGCCAUAUUUUCUACUCUUUAUCCAAGUCCUGACACUGGUGUCAGACCUAAACCUACAGCUUGAGGGCAUGUGGCGCAAAAAUCACAACCAGAAAUAUUGCUCUGAAGAUAUUCAAAAGGAGCAUUAAAAUGGUGUGGAAUUGCCUUUAAGUACUUAUAUACUUAAAUAUAAGUAUAUAAUACUUACAUUUGUGCUGCAUUAACUUUUCUUUCUCCUAACCCACCCUGAUUAGUAUCUCCUACCCCACUGAGAAAUUCAUACCAGAAACAUAAUUUUCCAUGGGGAAGAUGUCUUGAAAACACACCACAAUUUUUUCUAAUCAUAUAUUUCAAUUACUAGUUCCCAUGUCAAAAUAAGUUUGGCUCACUUUGUAUGAAAACCAACAUGAGGCCUCCUAUAGACCCCAAAAUAUGGGGUACAUGUGUACUAUUUAUUCCAGCAGUUGUUAACUUGGCCCAUGCAUCUCUUACAAGUCAGUCUGUAAACCACCUAAAAUCAUAUGCAGAUGUUUUGUGUGUAGAGGUUCCUUUUUUCUUCUUCUUUGUGGAGUCCAUAUAUUUUAUGAGACUUCCUUAAGAAUCAGAUCUUAUACAUCAAAGUCCACCCUGGUUCCUACCACUUCAUAACAACCAUGGUGGGCUUUGUGGAAGCCUCUGGAUUGUGUCCCUUCAGUCAUCUGACACCUACUGAAUCCCAUCACUUUUCAUUCUCCUGAAUAAACUCAAAUUCAAAACGAAGAAGAGCUAGCAGGGACCUGAGAGAUGGUCAAAUCCAAGUCGUCAUUGUGCAGUUGAGGAAGCUGAAACCUAGAAGACUUUGGGGGCUUGCCCAGAGCUCUAAAUAUAUACAGAGGUGGCAGAGCUAUGGCCAAAGGAAGGAGAACUUGGAAGGCACAAGGUGAGGUUUGGGUCCCAGGUCCACCAUUGUGGCCUUGGAUAGUGUUGGACAUCUCGACCCUGCAGUUUUUCUCAUCUAUAAAGUGAAACUAUAAUGCCUACCUCCCAAGGGUGAGGUGAGAGUUCAAUGAAAAUAUAAAAAUACUCUGUAAACUGUGAAGCACUCCACAACUGAGAGGCAGUCGUUAUUGUAAUGUCAUAACAAUAAGUUGGGCUCUGUCUGGAUCUCUUAUUACGCCCCCAAGUGAAAAGCCCAUAGAAGCACCAAACUCCCCCACAUUUUCUAAAACGUAGCCUGAAAAAAUUGCCCAUGUUUAAGUGAUUAGUAAUAAUGCAGACUUCAAAUUGCAUGUAUUCAUUAAAAAAUAACUUUGAUAUUAAAAUUCCAAGACUAAUAUAUAUUAUUAUGGAGAAAGCUAAUAGAACAUCAAAAUCGUAGAAAAAUCAGUCAAAGGAAUAAAAUUAAUUUUUAAACAUCUUAAACUGUCAUUC
This is a messenger RNA of Myotis davidii, 2714 nucleotides long. It is a transcript of the gene NKAIN3, whose product is annotated as Na+/K+ transporting ATPase interacting 3. Gene Ontology annotation, biological process: regulation of sodium ion transport. The transcript has 6 exons. The record is from RefSeq and is a predicted model, not a curated record. The coding region runs from base 261 to 587 and encodes 108 amino acids. Lineage: Eukaryota; Metazoa; Chordata; Mammalia; Chiroptera; Vespertilionidae.